Molecule: messenger RNA, 1109 nt
Organism: Neltuma alba
Lineage: Eukaryota; Viridiplantae; Streptophyta; Magnoliopsida; Fabales; Fabaceae
Product: probable carboxylesterase 15
Exons: 2
Coding region: 3-977 (324 amino acids)
Molecular function (GO): hydrolase activity
Source: RefSeq, a predicted model, not a curated record
CCAUGGGUUCUCUUCCUCACGCAGUAGAGGACUGCCUAGGUUUCCUCCAACUUUACAGUGACGGUUCCAUUUUCCGAUCCGAUGACAUGGAUUUCAAUGUUUCACUCGUAGAAGACAACUCUGUACUCUUCAAAGAUUGUCUCUUCCACAAAAGAUUCAAUCUCUAUCUUCGUCUCUUCAAACCCAGAUCCUCCUCCCGGAAGCUUCCUCUCAUAAUUUUCAUCCACGGCGGAGGAUUCUGUUUCGGCUCGCGCGCCUGGCCCCACCUGCACAAUUGUUGCGUUCGCAUGGCUUCGGCGCUCCAGGCCGUCGUUGUGGCGCCUGACUACCGCCUCGCACCGGAACACCGGCUCCCGGCAGCAGUGGACGAUGCGGUGGAGGCCGUGAGGUGGGUACAGAGGCAGGGUUUGAGUAAGGACGUGGUGGAUGGCGCUGGAGAUGCAUGGUUGAAUGGCGACGUUGACUUUAACCGAGUGUUUAUAAUGGGUGACUCAUCUGGCGGGAACAUCGCACACCAUUUGGGGGUUCGGCUGGGAUCCGGAUCCCGUGAAAUGGAUCCAGUUAGGGUACGAGGUUACGUGCUGUUGGCGCCCUUUUUUGGUGGGGAAGUCAGAACCAAGUCCGAGGAGAGUGCCCGGGAAAAAAUGUUGACCUUGGACUUACUCGACAGAUUUUGGAGACUGUCAGUUCCAGUCGGAGAGAAUAGAGACUACCCAAUGGCAAACCCAUUCGGACCUGCAAGUCCUAACCUCGAACAAGUGAUGCUUGAUCCUAUAAUGGUGAUAGUUGGAAGCAAUGAAUUGCUGAAAGAUAGAGCACAGGACUAUGCAAGAAGAUUGAAGGAGCUAGGGAAAAAGAUCGAUUACAUUGAGUUUGAAGGAAGAGAACAUGGGUUUUUCACGCAAGAUCCAUACUCACAAGUUGCAGGAGAGGUCAUGCAAAUCCUGAAACGAUUCUUGCUUGAAAAUUCUGGUUAGAAUAAUCUGAUUAAUUUUCAUCUGCUUGGUCCAUAGUUUGUGGUAGGAAAUUAAUGAGGGAAAUUGCAUGCCUUUAGUUAUUGGUAAAUUUAUUGUGGGCUUAACUGUAGAGAUAUGUGUUGGCUUCAAGUG